GCACCAGCUCAUCGUUAGCGCCAAGAACGUCAAUAAGACAUCGUCAAUGAUCCCUUCAACCUUCAUCCAUCUCCCUUUUCUUUUUUUUUUUAUAAAUCUCCAUUUUCCAUAAAUUAAUUAAUUUAUUAAUUAACAAAUUAACGCCAUGACCAAACUUCGGCUCUUCUUCUUCCUCCUCCUCCUCCUCCUCCUCUUCAACCUCCCGCCGCCCACUUCCGCCGCCUCCGCCGCCGCCGAAACCCUCCUCCGAUUCAAAUCCUCUCUCACCAACGCCAUCGUGUUAUCCAACUGGAACUCCUCCAUCCCUCUCUGCUCCGGCGACCAGCGCUACUGGACCGGCCUCAUCUGCAGACACGGCCAACUGUACGGCCUCCGCCUCGAGAACAUGAGCCUCGGCGGCGCCAUCGACGCCGCCGCCUUAGCCGCCCUCCCGACGCUAAGGACUCUGAGCCUAAUGAACAAUGGGUUUCAAGGCCCAGUGCCCGAUGUGAAGCAAAUUGGAGCGCUUAGGGCUUUGUAUCUGUCGAAUAAUAAAUUUUCCGGUUCGAUUUCUGGAGAUGCGUUUGAAGGAAUGGGGAAUUUGAAGAAAUUGUAUUUGAGUCGGAAUGGAUUUUCCGGCGAGAUUCCGGCGUCGUUGGUGGAAUUGAAAGGGAUAAUGGAAUUGGGAUUGGAGGAGAAUUUGUUUGAAGGAAGAAUACCGGAUUUCGGGGAACGGGUUUGGAAGUAUUUGAAUUUUUCGGGGAAUCGUUUGGAAGGGCAGAUUCCUUCUGGAUUGAAAAAGGAUACUAAUUUCACUUCGUAUCUUGGCAACAACUUAUGUGGAGAGCCACUAGCACCAUGCAAAUCAUCCACAAAGAAAUGGUCCAUUCUCAUCGGAGUUCUCUCCGGCGCCGCCGCCUUAAUCCUCUGUCUCUCUCUCCUCCGCUGUUUUCUCCGACCAUCCAAAUCCUCCGCCGCCGUACACGACGACGCCAAAACCAAAACCAAAGCCAAAAUGUUCCUCUCUCCGAAAAUCCUUUUCAAAAGGCCGGAAAUGACCCACCAAUAUUCCUCGACCGACUCGGACGAUAACUCGAAUUUGAGCGGUCCGACCGGGUCGGCUCUCUGCUUUGUCAGAACCGACCGUCCCCGGUUCGACUUCCAGGAACUUCUUAGCGCGUCAGCUGAAGUUCUUGGCAGUGGGAGCUUUGGGAAGUCUUAUAAAGCGAUGCUUUCGAAUGGGUCGUCGGCGGUGGUGGUGAAGAGAUUCCGGCAAAUGAACGCCGCCGGAAAAGACGAAUUUUAUAGCCACAUGCGGCGGCUUGGACGGCUGUCGCAUCCUAAUUUACUGCCGCUUGUUGCGUUUUAUUAUGGGAAAGAUGAUAAGCUUUUGGUGUCUGACUUUGUUUCCAACGGCAGCUUGGCUAGUCACCUUCAUGGGAAAAGAGGAGAAGGAAAUGCAAGGCUAAAUUGGGGAAAGAGGCUAAAAAUAAUAAAAGGAGUAGCAAGAGGCCUUUUAUAUCUCCACAAAGAGCUCCCAAAUUUAAGCCUUCCACAUGGCCAUUUAAAAUCCUCCAAUGUUCUUCUCGACCAAAAUUUCACUCCAAUUUUAUCCGAUUAUGCCCUUUUCCCCCUCCUCCAAAAAUCCCACGCCCACCACCAUAUGGCCGCCUUCAAGUCGCCGGAAUUCUCCCCCGCCGCCCACCACGACCGUACCUCCAAAUCCACCGACGUCUGGAGCCUCGGAAUCUUAAUCCUCGAAACCCUCACCGGAAAAUUCCCCACCAACUAUCUCCGCCAGGGCAAGGGCGCCGACGACGAUCUCGCCGCCUGGGUCGAUGCCGUUGUCAGAGAAGAGUGGACGGCGGAGGUUUUUGACGGCGAUCUGGUCGGUGGUGGUGGCGGCGGCCGAACGGCGGAUGAAGAGGAUUGCGGUGAUUGGGAUUAUAAUGAAGAUAUGUUGAAGCUUUUGAAGAUUGGGAUGUGUUGCUGUGAGUGGGAGAUUGGGAAAAGGUGGGGAUUGAAACAAGCUGUUGAAAAAAUUGAGGAAUUGAAUUUCAAUGAUGAUGAUGAUGAUAUUGAAGAGUAUUAUUCUUCUUAUGGGAGUGAUUAUAAUGGGAGUUUCAAAUCUUAUUCUUCUCAUUUCAAGGGAAGAAGAACAACAGGAACUACUAAUGAGGAUGAAUCUUCCUUUUUGAGUUAGAUAAAUUGUUCGGAAGAUUGUUAUAAUGUGACUGACAUUUCUUUACGUAGGUGAGACUUUUGAAAACGGUCUUGUAUUAAUAACGGGUAAUAGGUAUAGGUGGAUUUUGAACUUAAGUCGUCAAAUUGUUACUAGAAUGUUAUAUGAUCAUGUGCUUUCUUCUUUUUAAUUUUUUUUUUUUUUAUAUAUGAUUUUUUUUUUUAAUUUGGGUAUGUAUUUUAAUUUAAUGGG
Benincasa hispida (wax gourd) is the source of this 2413-nucleotide messenger RNA. RefSeq names its product putative LRR receptor-like serine/threonine-protein kinase At4g31250. The record is from RefSeq and is a predicted model, not a curated record. Gene Ontology annotation, molecular function: ATP binding; protein kinase activity; protein binding. Lineage: Eukaryota; Viridiplantae; Streptophyta; Magnoliopsida; Cucurbitales; Cucurbitaceae. Gene Ontology annotation, biological process: protein phosphorylation.